Scylla paramamosain (green mud crab) is the source of this 4412-nucleotide messenger RNA. RefSeq lists its product as uncharacterized. The transcript has 13 exons. Gene Ontology annotation, cellular component: nucleus. NCBI's taxonomy places the organism in Eukaryota, Metazoa, Arthropoda, Malacostraca, Decapoda, Portunidae. The coding region runs from base 425 to 3775 and encodes 1116 amino acids. Gene Ontology annotation, molecular function: ATP hydrolysis activity. The record is from RefSeq and is a predicted model, not a curated record.
GGAACAACAUACUAAAGGUGGUGGAUAGUUACACGGACCUGUGGCUAGAAAUUAUUCAUGGCCUGCUGCAGGACUCGCCCAGUGCCUCGCGUGUCCUCGGGCUCUGGUCAGGCCCACAACACACCUGUAACACCAACCAAUCAGAAGAGGGCAUUAGUGCGUCAAGGAACAGGGCGUUAAAGCUUGGACCAAUUAGAGGCCAGGAAGGUGUCAACAAAAAUGCAAGAGCCAAUGGGAAGGCUGGGAUAUGUAAACAAGGGUGUCACCACCUUGCACCCACCACAACUCCACCCUGCUGACGAGUCUGCUGGGCCUCCCUCAACACGCAACAGCACCUCAGCACGCUGCCAGGGCAAGUAGGACACCAGGUUGCCUUGUGGCCUGCUGACUGCUGAGUGCACAGUAAUGUUUGAGAAAAAAAGAAAUGCCAGUCAUGUAUACCAAGAAAGUAAUAGAGGAUGAAGAAAUGGGGAUGGAACAGAAAAUUAAGAUGAAGAAGAAAAGAAAGCAAGAUGAAGAAGAGUCGCUUGUUGACACUAAUGUAAAGAAAAAAAAGGAGGGGGAGGACAAGGUUAAGGAUGAUGAAGACGAGAGAAGGACGUACACAAAGAGAAGGAGAAAAGACAGUGAUGGUGAUACUGACUGGAAUGCAAGAUGUGAAGACAAUGCAGAAAUUUUUAGAGCAAGAGCCAUAAAUAAAAGAGAAAUGACAGAAGAAGGAGGGGAACUAGUGACACAUAAAAAGAAGAAGAAAAAGAAAAAGGAGACCAAAGAGAAACCUGAAGAUAGUGAAGGAAGUGAAGCACAUUUCAAAGCAAAGAAAAAGAAGAGAAGAGAAGCAGAGGAAGAGGCAGAGAUAUCACAGCCAUUAUCAGAAUCUUCCUUCACUUCAUAUCUUGUAAAAGAGAAAAGGAAGAGAGACAAAGGAGGAAGAGGAAGAGAAGGGGAAGAAAAUAUGUACUCUUCUGAAGACCAUACAUUCAUUAUGCCAGAAAGAAGAGAAAAGCAGAUAGGUGAAGAUAACAAAGGAGGAAAGAGUCAAAGAAGGAAGAAAAAGAGAGGAGCUGGUAAAGAAGGAAGGAGAGAAAAAACAAACUCACACUCAAGCCAAAGAAUAGGUGAAGGAGGGAUAGAAAUGAGUGACGGAGGAAAUAGGGAGGAAGAAAGCACAAGAUUAACUGAGAAUGCAUCUCACUUGAAGAAAACAGAGGAAGAACAGGAAAGACUCAAGAAAAGACAAAUAGAAGAUGUAUCCUACUCAAAGAAAAUGGAAGAAUGGGAAAGACUAAAGAGAAGACAAAUAGAGGCCAUAUCUCAAGAAGAGGAGAGACUAACAGAAAGCAUAUCCCACUCAAGGAAAAUGGAACAAGAACGGGAGAGACUAAAGAAAAGACUAUGUGGUGGAAUUUCUCGCUUAGCCUACAGUGGAAUGCUUGGCUGGGAGACAGAUACCUCUGUUGAUGACAUUGAUUAUAGUGAUGAUUUGUACCACCAGCCGAGGAGGGUUCUCAAGGAAAGGAUGACCCUGGAGAGGAAUGCUGCAGCUGCCGAGGUCGAAGGCCAAGUUAUUUAUAGUGAAGGAGAGGAGAUCGAUGGCUUUGUGCCCAGUUUGAGGUGCUCUGCAGAUGGUGAGGAUGAGGGGUGGGUAACCGUGGAGGUCCCCAGCAUGCACCGGAGUUUCCCAGGGUUCAUCCUUCAGCAGAGGGACAUACCCACCCUGGAGGAGGCCACUUACAAGUUUCCCCAAAGUGCUGGCAUUGCGGAGGAGGAGGUGGAGGAGGUGCAGGAAUAUGAGGACUACUGGAAGAUAAAGGACAUGGUUUUCCAGCCAUCACGUUACACAGAGGAAGCCAAGAAGUACAUUGAUGCCAAGCUACAGUACACUGAAGACUACUUUGAAAGGUUGGAGAGUGGCAACCUCACCCCUGCUGAACUGAGUGAAACCAGGCCGGACAACUUUGAUGACCCCUUCUACCCUACACCACAGCAGCUCGAGUUCCUUAACAACCUGAACAUCACGGUGGACUGGCCACUGAGUGAACUGCACCUGCACCACCUGACCACCUACACCCUCUCUUCCAAGACCUAUGCUGAGUGGCAUUCCAUGGGCAUAUUAGUGGAGUCAUCACGCUUCACUCUUCGGGAGGACAAGAUUCUUGCCCGGAACUGGUUUGCGUUUCAGAAGGAGUACGGCUUCUACGACCUGCGUCCAUUGGUGUCGGCACGGACGGGCAGAGUGCUGCGCGAGUGUGGUAGGGUGAUGGUGCAGCCCUUUGAGUACCUGAGUCAGAGGAACAAGGUGCACUUCCUCCUCUACCUGGGCAAGGAUCUUCCCCAUCGCACCCUGAACCUUAUAUACAGGAAGGCAAGGAAGCUGCUGCCAUUUCUCCGAGGGCGGUGUCUGAUGAGGAAGGCCCAGCGAAUGACGGGCUUAAUGUUGGCUAAGCUACAGUAUGUGAUGGAGAUCUUUGGUACUGACAUGCUGGCUGCAGAACUCCUCAUUGGCCCUCCACUCAGCUCAUUCUUCAGUGUUUGCUUUCUGAACCACUUCAUGCUGAGGAAUAUCAAGUUGCGCAUUGGACCAUGGAAGAAGGCGGAGGACCAACGGAUGCUGCAAGGUCUAAAGCAGGUGAUGAAGGUGCAGAGCUUUGAGAUGGCGUACCACCUGAGGAAGAUUCCGUGGAUGCAGAUCUUUCCUUAUGUCAGGACCAGGAAUCCAACGUACAUGAGAAGACGGAUGAAUAUUCUGGCUGGCAGGAGUGGGGAGAAGUACAGCGUGUCGGUGAUGAGGCAGGAGAUGGUGAAGUUCAUCCGUCUGCUGUACAGUAAGCAGGUGGACAACUUUCAUGGCCUGGACUGGGAGGGCCUGGCCAGGGAGAUGGACUCGGCUAAUCCCAUCAGGCUGAGUUGGAGUUUCAGAAAGCUGUACUUCAACCACAUCCCUUACAAGCACAGGAUUACUGUGCCAGAAGGGCUCCAGUACAUGUAUGACGUCUUCAUUCCUUACUAUGAGAACUUAACUCAGGCAAAUGAUGCUGAGUUUCAAGGCACCCAUCACCUCAACCCUGAACACCCUGACCUUGGCAACCCUGAUGACCCUGACCCUGGUAACCCUGAUGACCCUGACCCUGGUAACACUGAUGACCCUGAUGAGCCUGACCUGAGCAUUGGUCCCGGUGAGAGGAGUGAGGUCAGGAAUAGCAUUUGUGGCCUUAUUCCUGGCAAUUGUGGCCUUGGUGACCUUAGUGGUGUAGAUGGUGAGAGACAAGGCUGCAUUACACACAGCAGAGGAGAUGGUAGUGGUGACAGUGACCUCAGGAGCAGAGAUGAGGUCAGGAGGGAACAAAGUGACCUUAGAAACUCAAGAAAGGUCAGUGAUAGCAAUUUAAGUGACCUCUCAACAGAACUAAACAACCAUAACUCCAAGAAGGUCAAAGAUCACUAUCCAGAUGACCCCAGGAACAGGAGGAAGGUCACAAAGAAACAGAGUGACCUUCAAAACUCAAGAAGAAAGGGCAGAAGGAACCACCAAGAUGACCUCACAAGACCAUUGAGGAUGACCCGGGAUGACCUAACACAACUCGGUAAGCCUCCUCUGCAGGAACUACAUGAUCUCACCUGCAUCCCUCCCCAGUGUGACCUAGGUACCUUGAACGUCGACCUCUCAGACUCAGACGAUGACCUGGCCUGGGGGAAUGAUGGGCUUGAGUUUGAGGAGGUCACGUUAGGUCAGGCUUUAGGGAGAGAUGUUGUGUGUGUCAAGGGAAGUAGAUAAAAAGGUGUUUGUUUUGUGGGUACCUUCAUUUGACUUUCUGGUUCCAUGUUGUAAAAAGGGUAUAUAGUAGUAGUAGUAGUAGUAGUAGUAGUAUCAUUAUAUGAAAAAAGUCAUUUCAUGAUGUAAAACUGAACAUAACAGGACAAGCAGUAGUAUCAUCAUCAUCAUCAUUAUCAUCAUCAUCAUCAUCAUCAUCAUCAUCAUCAUCGUCAUCAUCAACAUAGGAAAAAAAGUUGCUUCCUAAGCCUUACAUAACCUAACCUAAUCUCACCAAACAACACUGAAUAUAUUAAGAGAGGACCAAAUGGAGGUAAUGAAGCAUCCUAAGGAAUUGUAAUUUAACCAAACCUAACGUAACCUAACUUAAUGUAACUGAAUAACAGUGAAUAUUAAAUCUUUUCUCUGGUAUCUAAACCUUAUGGAGAUCUCAGCCUGUCAUUAUCUUCUGUCACUUAAAUGAUAGAUAAUAGAUGGGCAGGUUAUUAUAAGCAUUACCAUUGUUAUUAUUAUUAUUAUUACUAUUACUUUUAUUGUUAUUGUUACCAGUGCCUUGUCUUGAAGCAGCACCAAGUUAGUUUAAGAGUAGACAAAGGAGCAGACGGAUUAUAACUAUUCUUUCUAAAAUAAACUGACUGAG